Psammomys obesus (fat sand rat) is the source of this 1116-nucleotide messenger RNA. RefSeq names its product arginine vasopressin receptor 2 (gene Avpr2). The transcript is spliced from 3 exons. Gene Ontology annotation, molecular function: peptide binding; vasopressin receptor activity. The coding region runs from base 1 to 1116 and encodes 371 amino acids. Gene Ontology annotation, biological process: positive regulation of vasoconstriction; G protein-coupled receptor signaling pathway; regulation of systemic arterial blood pressure by vasopressin. The record is from RefSeq and is a predicted model, not a curated record. Gene Ontology annotation, cellular component: membrane. Lineage: Eukaryota; Metazoa; Chordata; Mammalia; Rodentia; Muridae.
AUGCUCCUGGUGUCCACCAUAUCUGCUGUGCCUGGGCCCCUUUCGACCCCUAGCUCUCCCAGCAACAGCAGCCAGGAGGAGCUACUGGAUGACCGAGACCCGCUGCUAGUCCAGGCUGAAUUGGCCCUGCUUUCAACCAUCUUUGUGGCUGUGGCUUUGAGCAAUGGCCUAGUGCUGGGAGCCUUAAUACGACGGGGCCGGCGGGGCCGCUGGGCACCCAUGCACGUCUUCAUCAGUCAUUUGUGCCUAGCUGACCUGGCUGUGGCUUUGUUUCAAGUACUGCCCCAGCUGGCUUGGGAUGCCACUGACCGUUUCCAUGGCCCCGAUGCCCUGUGUCGGGCUGUCAAGUACCUGCAGAUGGUGGGCAUGUAUGCCUCCUCCUACAUGAUCCUGGCCAUGACGCUAGACCGCCAUCGUGCCAUCUGCCGCCCUAUGCUGGCAUACCGCCAUGGAGGUGGGACUCGCUGGAACCGGCCAGUGCUGGUGGCCUGGGCCUUCUCACUCCUUCUCAGCCUGCCUCAGCUCUUCAUCUUUGCUCAGCGUGAUGUGGGAAAUGGCAGUGGGGUAUUUGACUGCUGGGCCCGAUUUGCAGAGCCCUGGGGCCUUCGUGCCUAUGUUACCUGGAUUGCUUUGAUGGUGUUUGUGGCACCUGCCCUGGGCAUUGCUGCCUGCCAGGUUCUUAUCUUCCGGGAGAUUCAUGCCAGUCUGGUGCCAGGGCCAUCUGAGAGGACAGGGAGGCGCCGCAGAGGGCACCGGACAGGCAGUCCCAGAGAGGGAGCCCAUGUAUCAGCAGCCAUGGCCAAGACCGUGAGGAUGACGCUGGUGAUUGUGAUUGUCUACGUGCUGUGCUGGGCACCCUUCUUCCUUGUGCAGCUGUGGGCGGCGUGGGACCCAGAGGCUCCUCUAGAAAGACCCCCCUUUGUGUUGCUCAUGCUGCUGGCUAGCCUUAACAGCUGUACCAACCCCUGGAUCUAUGCUUCCUUCAGUAGCAGCGUCUCCUCGGAGCUUCGUAGCCUGCUUUGCUGUGCUCAAAGGCAUACCAUGCCCAGCCUGGGACCUCAAGAUGAGUCCUGUGCCACGGCCAGCUCCUCUUUGACCAAGGAUACACCCUCCUGA